AUGUGGUUCAAAGAAACAACGACUGAACCAAAGUUUACGGCCACCUGUAGUGUCAUGAUACACAGGGACACAGGGUCAAAGUCUGUAAUCUGCAGUGCACUAGUCGAUGAGAAGUCAAGAAUUGGAAGAAAGAAAAUAGAUCCGAAGUCACGUACGGGAGAAGAUGUCUCGAAACCGCUACGCUACACCGGCAAAGCUGACUCUCCAGCAGGGAGGCAGACACCGUGUACGCCGCUCGUCUCCAUGGAGGCAGUCGCCAGAGCAAGCAUCGCGGCAAGCUCGCACGCGCGGGUUCCCCUGUGCCGGCGCCCGCGGCCGCACCGCGCCGCGCGGUGUCUCGGGGGACGACGUUCGGUGGCCUGCGCGGCCGCCGCCGACGCCGAUGUCGUCCGCCUCUUCGAUGCCGCCAAGCUCACGGUGGACGAGUUUGUGAAGAGCGGCAUGGUGGUCGGGCUCGGCUCCGGCGCCGCGUCGGGGCUCGCUGUCCAGUACCUCGGCACGCGCCUCCGGCGAGGCUCGCUGACCGGCAUUGUCGGCAUACCCUCGUCUGUGAUCUGUGCAAGUGAGGCGGAGAAAGCAGGGAUAAAGGUCGGCAGCCACGAGGAAGGCGCCCAAAGGGCACACUCGCUGCUAUCAUCGGGCGCGGGAAAACUGAAAGCGGGCAGCCUUCUUUCAUACAAGAGAAGAUACUUUCGUUGUGCCAGUUAUAUGGUUAUCUCAUCUUCCUAUACGCAACUCUUGAUUGGUCUGGAUCCCCAGGGUAUUGUUGAAUCGGCUGACAAGGUUGCUUUUAUCAUUGACAACGACAAAUAUGUGAAUGGCAUCGAGGGAUCCAUUCCAGUUUUGGUCAAAAGUGUUUGGAGGAGGCCAUCAAUUGGAACUGCCGGUCCAUCAGGAGGCGACUUCCCACUGGUAACCAAAGAGGGCCAUCACAUACUUGAUGUUAUCUUCACAACCCCAAUCCAGGAUCUUGGAAAGGUAGCAGAAGGCUUGGAGAAAAUCGUUGGCGUUGUGGACCAUGGGAUAAUUUGCAACACUACGCCGUAUGCCGUAAUUGCGUCGAAAGGGGAAGUUCAGGAUCAAGAUAACCUCGGCAGGUUUUCAGACCCAAAGGUUGCACAUGAGGAUCGCCGGUUCGUUCAAUUCUUGGACAGGAUGCUGGACGCCACAAGAAAUCCCCAGAGCCUUGCGCAGAUACGGCGUGAGAAGCUUCCAAAUGAUCUGAAAAUAUUGGAUGAUGAGAUAUGA
Molecule: messenger RNA, 1248 nt
Organism: Triticum turgidum subsp. durum (durum wheat)
Lineage: Eukaryota; Viridiplantae; Streptophyta; Magnoliopsida; Poales; Poaceae
Source: the annotation of a GenBank genome assembly